Abrus precatorius (Indian licorice) is the source of this 1170-nucleotide messenger RNA. Its product is annotated as probable trehalose-phosphate phosphatase F. NCBI's taxonomy places the organism in Eukaryota, Viridiplantae, Streptophyta, Magnoliopsida, Fabales, Fabaceae. Gene Ontology annotation, biological process: trehalose biosynthetic process. Gene Ontology annotation, molecular function: trehalose-phosphatase activity. The transcript has 11 exons. The coding region runs from base 1 to 1170 and encodes 389 amino acids. The record is from RefSeq and is a predicted model, not a curated record.
AUGGACUCUCAUGUUUCUCCUGUUCUUACUGAUCCUGUACCUGUAAACAAGUCAAGACUAGGAAUCCAUUCUAGUCUUCUAACUUAUUCCCAGCCAGAUUCACCACAUUCCUCAGGCAAGUAUUCAAGAACUGGGUCAAGAAAAAGUGCAGCGAAUCUUGAUGAUGUUCGGUCCAAUGAUUGGUUGGAUGCAAUGAAGGCUUCUUCACCUCCAAGGAAGAAGUUACUUAAAGGUUCCAUUGCUCAGGUUGCUUCAAUUGACAAAGACAUUGAUGACUUUCUCUCAUUCAUGCUUGAUUAUCCUUCAGCACUAGACUCUUUCGAGAAUAUUAUUGACCGUGCAAAGAAUAAGAAGAUUGCAAUGUUUCUAGAUUAUGAUGGCACUCUUUCGCCAAUAGUAGAUGACCCAGACUGUGCCCUUAUGUCUGAAGCUAUGCGUGCCACUGUGAGAAGCAUGGCAAGGUAUUUUCCCACGGCAAUUAUCAGUGGAAGAAGCCGUGACAAGGUUUUUGAUCUAGUUAAACUAACGGAACUCUACUAUGCUGGUAGUCAUGGAAUGGACAUUAUUGGCCCCUUUCGUCAAACUCCCUCCAAUAACCUUCCAAAUUGUGUCAAAUCUACUGACCAUCAGGGAAAGGAGAUAACUCUCUUUCAACCUGCUAGAGAAUUCCUGCCCAUGAUUGACGAGGUUUUUAGAACCCUCGUCGAGAUUACUGAAGAUAUAAAGGGUGCAAAAGUUGAAAAUCACAAGUUUUGCGUUUCUGUACAUUACCGUAACGUCGAAGAGAAUAAUUGGUCCACAAUUGGACAACGUGUCCAUGAUGUGUUGAAAAAUUACCCUCGUUUACGUUCCACCCACGGACGGAAGGUUUUAGAGGUCCGUCCUGUGAUUGACUGGAACAAAGGAAAAGCGGUUGAAUUUUUACUUGAAUCUCUAGGGUUAAAUGAUUGGGAUGAUGUGCUUCCCAUCUACAUUGGAGAUGAUAAAACCGAUGAAGAUGCUUUCAAGGUUCUGCACGAGGGCAAUCGAGGUUGUGGGAUUUUGGUUUCAUCAACGAAGAAAGAAAGCAACGCUUUCUACUCUCUCCGAGACCCGACUGAGGUCAUGAAAUUUCUCCAGCUUCUGGUGAAUUGGAAGAGGCAAGAAGAAAGGAAACAUGGAGAGAAGUAA